AGCACUGAGCACAAAGACCAGACUCAAUCAUCCAGUAUUUUACAAAAGCUCCUGACCAUUUGAUUACUACAGAAUAAUUGUGUUUGCUUUCAGUUCGGGGUCGUGCUUUUUGCACUUACAGUGAGUGGAGCUGUCGGGGGCUAGCGCUUUGUCACAGGCAGAUAAGGAUUCUCCGUGUGCUGCCUGCGCAACGCCCCCACUACAUCCUGCUCACGGAGAAGCAGCCCACUUUCUCUGUGUCACUCGUGGCACACUCUUAGAGACAGCAGGAGCAAUGCCCAGCAAGCAGCUGUAAUGGCUCCUAAAUACUUUACAAGUCUUCGGCCACACUUGCCUCUUCUGGUUCUGCUCUUGGAAACAGCGUUCAUACUGGUGUUUUUCUUUUUUGCUUCCUACGAUGCAAAAAAUCCACCAGACCUCCACCUCUACCCUGAAUUCCAAGAUGUCCAUGUGAUGGUGUUCCUGGGUUUCGGCUUCCUGGGAACUUUCCUGGCGCGAUACGGGUUCAGCAGCUCUGGAUUCAACGUGCUGGUGGCCGCCAUGACCGCGCAGUGGGCCGUGCUGAUGAACGGGUUUUUGUUUGCGUUCGGAAACAGGACAAUAGUGGUUAACCUGAGAAGCCUGUUGACGGCCAAUCUGUGUGCGGUCUCAGCCUUUGUCUCUAUGGGAGUCGUCUUGGGAAAGACCAGCCCCAUCCAGCUGCUGCUCAUGGCCCUCCUGGAGGUCUCUGGCUUCAUCCUCAACCAGUGGAUCCUCCUGAGGUUCCUGGAGGUAGACCUCACUGAAAGCAUCAGGCAGCUCCAUGUCUUUGGAACAUACUUUGGGGUGAUGUUCUCCUGGGCUACUUAUCGGCCUGGACUAGAGCCCAGACAUGAAAAAGAAAAGUCUGACACCAAGAUGGAUUUAUUCUCAAUGAUAGGGACACUGUUCCUGUGGAUGUUCUGGCCCAGUUUCAACUCUGUGCUGAUUGAAGACACUGCUCAGAAGAUCAGUGCUGUUUACAGCACUUAUUUCUCACUGGCUGCAAGCACAGUCGCUGCCUUUGGGUUGUCAGUCCUGACCAGCAAGAAAGGGAAAAUAAACAUGGUGCACGUCCACAAUGCAACAGUGGCCGGAGGAGUGGCUGUGGGAACUGCAGUUACAGUCAUCCAAGCGCCAUGGGUAGCAAUGACGAUAGGGGUCAUUGCUGGACUGACCUCCACUCUGGGGCUGCAGUACAUUAAGCCACGAAUGGCCUCUCUAUUCCAAGUCCACGAUACCUGCGGGGUCCAAUAUGUCCAUGGUAUCCCAGGAAUCCUGGGCGUCUUUGCCAAUAUUACCAUUCAACUGGCCACCAACUGGACCAGCUUUAUACUCACUGCGAAAGAGGCCGUGUUCCAGCUCACUGCCCUCUCAGUGACUGCUGCUCUCAGCCUCAUUCUGGGACUGGGAACGGGUUAUCUUUUAAAAUGGAACUUUUGGAAGGCACCUCAUGAUAAGAAGUGCUUUGAUGACCAGGCCUAUUGGAAGUUUCCACACCUGGCGAUGAAACUCUAACACAGCUCUAAAGCGGUCUGAUGGACUCUUCUAAACUGGAAAUGACAAUAUAACCUUAUACAAGGGAAAUAUAUGUAAAUUUUGUAUGGAAUACAUGUAUUUUUAGCAUAUUUUAUAAAUGCUCACUCUCUUUUCUUUGCUAAAAUUGGGUUGCCAGUAGAUUCUGAUUGCUCUGGCUAGAUGUUGCAAUGAACUGAGCUUUAGCUAGUUUAGCUAGUAUACAGUAUGUCCCUGUAAUGGAAAGACUGUUCAAUCUAUUGGAGCUCUGAACAUUUGCCUUACUUUCAAUGAAUGUCUUUACAGUCACAAAAGAACUGAAGUUAAGUUACUUACAAACUUACAAAGACAAAAUGUUUCUGAACUUAGCCUACUCAGACAACAAGAGAAUUGUGCACUGAGGAACAAUAACAUUUACACUCAUUUUUUUCCCCCAUUAGGGACAUAUUCCAAUGUUUAUUGACAGGCCAAACUAGAGGGCGCCGUCACCACCAUCACUGGUGUCUACCAUAAGAUGCAUAGAGCUCUCUCAGACAUACUCAGCUGAAAUUGAGCUGACACUGCCAUUGCACAAUAAUUAUUUAAUUAUUAAUCAGUACUCUUUUCCCUCUCCAUGUACACAUUUUUUUCAUAUUUUAAUUUUUUAAAUUAAAUUAAGAUCCUAAAAUAAAAAACCUAACCCUCAAUAUUGCACUUUUUAAUUGAAGUGCCGAACUGCAAACUUUCACAACACAAGAAGGAUAUUAAUAAAAUGUCCCUUUCACAGGUCUCACUUGUUUCUGGAUUUUGUUUUUUUAUAGAAUCUGCUAGAACUAUAGCUUAUUAAAAGUGAACCCAGAUGCUUCUGAACAAAUACCACUAUGCAAAAAUUAGUUAUAAACUAUAGGGCUCGGCACAAUCUAUCAAAUAAAAAUGUCACAAAAAAUGUU
Messenger RNA from Lepisosteus oculatus (spotted gar), 2462 nucleotides. RefSeq names its product Rh blood group, D antigen (gene rhd). Gene Ontology annotation, molecular function: ammonium channel activity. Gene Ontology annotation, biological process: ammonium homeostasis; ammonium transmembrane transport. The record is from RefSeq and is a predicted model, not a curated record. Lineage: Eukaryota; Metazoa; Chordata; Actinopteri; Semionotiformes; Lepisosteidae. Gene Ontology annotation, cellular component: plasma membrane.